AAAAAAUACAACUUUCGUGUUUGAUUAGAUUUACGGAUUUAGAAAGGAGAGAAAUUUGGGAGCAACACGAUUCACAGGUUUUCGAUUUCCCUUCUUCCUUCCCCGAGAGAAGACAUUUUUUGUGGGUCGUGUCUGGUCUCUGGGCAAAAGAUGGUGAGGAUGGUGAGGAGUUGCUUACAGUCCAUGUUGAAGCUGGUGAAUUCCAUACUUGGGAUGGUUGGGAUCGCCAUGAUCCUUUACGCUGUUUGGCUGAUUAGGCAAUGGCAAGAACAGAUGGGAAAUCUCCCCUUCGCUGAUUCUGACCACCCCGCUCCUUGGUUCAUUUAUGCAUUUCUUGGUCUCGGUGCCAUUCUCAGUGUUGUCACUUGUGCCGGGCACAUAGCUGCUGAAACCGUUAAUGGAUGUUGCCUUUACUUGUAUAUGGGAUUCAUCGUUUUGCUCAUUAUGGUUGAAGGCGGUGUGGUUGCUGAUAUCUUUCUAAACCGUGACUGGAAGGAGGACUUUCCAGAGGAUCCAAGUGGUGCUUUCCACCAGUUCUCUAAGUUCAUCGAGUCAAACUUCAAGAUUUGCAGAUGGAUAGGUCUCUCUAUUGUCUGUGUCCAGGGGGUAUCAGUUCUAUUGGCCAUGUUGCUCAAAGCUCUUGGACCUCACCGUCAUUAUGACAGUGACGAUGAAUACAAUGAAAGCACGGUCGCACUCCUACGGGAUGCUCGCCAGCCGCCUCCAUACGUUGUUGGAGAACCCAUUUAUGGAGCCAAACCGGAAUCUUGGAGGGUCAGGUUAAUGAAAGAGCGAACCGGUAAGAGGUGCAGAGCAAGAAGCUCUGAGAAGAAACUGGCAAAGAGUCGCUCUUUCAAUGUGCACUUGGGUUUGGCUUCUUUUUUUUUUGCAUGUCUCUCUCUCCCUCUUUCAUUCCCACUCCAAAGUCCAAACCAUUAUCUCUUGUAAAAUCUUGGAUACUAUACAUUAAUUAUACAUAUGGGUGUAUUUCAAAAUUA
Molecule: messenger RNA, 998 nt
Organism: Eutrema salsugineum
Lineage: Eukaryota; Viridiplantae; Streptophyta; Magnoliopsida; Brassicales; Brassicaceae
Product: tetraspanin-19
Cellular component (GO): membrane
Source: RefSeq, a predicted model, not a curated record